This is a messenger RNA of Lonchura striata (white-rumped munia), 691 nucleotides long. The record is from RefSeq and is a predicted model, not a curated record. NCBI's taxonomy places the organism in Eukaryota, Metazoa, Chordata, Aves, Passeriformes, Estrildidae.
GCCGUCAUGGCGGCCCCCGGGGUGGAGGCGCGGGCGCUGUUCGCGGAGGGGGUCCGCGCCGUGCUGGGGGGGUGGGCGGCGCUGCAGCUGGCGGUGGCGCAGGGCUUCGGGGGGCCGCAGGGUCCCGAAAAGGCCGCGUGGCUCAGCUCGGCGCUGCUCGACUUCUUCACGCAGAACGCUGACCUGGAGCAGGAGGAGGUGGAGGAUUUCCUGGCCGAGGUGAUGGACAACGAGUUCGACACGGUGGUGGAGGACGGCAGCCUGCAGCAGGUGGGCUCCCAGUACGGACCAGUAUGGACCAGUACGGACUAGUGUGCUGCCAGCAGCUGGCCAGCCUCCCCCAGGCACUCCCAGUACAGCCCAGUUUGUCCUGGGGCUGCUCUCAGCAUCUUUCAGUGGCCUUUGGCCCUUCCUGGUACCCUUGGUGCCUUCCCAGCUGCUCCCAGUAUAAACCAGUAUGGACAAGGAUGUUCCCAGUAGCCACGCUCAGUUAAUCCCAUUCCAUCCCCAGACUGUUGCUACCAUCCUUCAGUGCUCUCAGAGCCUCCCACUAUAGACCAGUUUGUUUUCAGUGCUCUUUUACUUCCUCCCAGUCCAUUCCAGUCCCACACAUCGCCCUUCAGCAUCCCCCACAUCCAUCCCAGUACAUCCCAGUCCAUCCCAGCUCAUCCCAGUCCCACAUAUCACCCCU